AUGACCGAACGCAGUUUGAGACAAGGAUCUCCCUCUAAUGUGCCGCUGAGUGAGUCUCCUUUGCCCGGGGAUUCUGCUGAGUCGGCCCUGCCUUCCAAUGCCCUAUCCUCAGUAGUCCCAGAGCCCAUUUAUGUGUCGAGAGAACAAUCCAGUGGGGUUUUGGCCAAAAGCGGUCUAAGUGCACUGCAGCAUACUCUAACCAGCUUGAACGUGUUUCAACAUCUUCCCAGGGAUUCUGUUAUAGGCGUGGACGACCUCACUCGCAUGAAGAUGGCAUUGCUCAGCGGUAUACCCGAGGAAGUCAAUUGGGCUCUACGGAAGUACCUUUCCUACAGUAACAAGGCACCAUAUAUGAUUAGUUUGAGAGAGAAGAAGUAUCUUUUACCACUGUUAACCCAGCUGAUCACAGGGGCGAAACCGCUAUUGCAGAAAUUAGAUAUGCCCUUGAACGCAAAUCGCGACAUUCCUCACAUACAGAGAUGUCUCAACACGAUUCUGAUACUACGAAAUAUGGCACAGGAUGCCGAAUCUACUCAGAUCUUGGCCCUGGAUACUAUAGUUAAAGACUUUAUUCUUACAGUGCUGUUAAUGGCAGACUCUGUGAACAAGGGCUCCUUUUUGCUUUAUUCGCAAAAUGCUCCGUUUUUCAACGAGCUACUCCACUACGUGAUUGACUUAAUGGAAGCUAUUUCGUCGUACAUUGCACCUGCGAGAAAAGACGACUUAUAUUUCCAGAAUAUGGUAUCCAUUCUGACUGACACGAACGACCGCUAUAUGGUGAUUUCAAUUCUACGGUGUCUAUCUAGACUGCUGGUUAGAUCUAAAGCCGACGAGGAAAGUGCUGCUGAUAAUCUUCAUGAUGAUAUACUUGAUCUAAUUGCUUCUUAUCUGUUGGUAGGUUGCGAUAGCGAGUUGAUUAUGGCAUCCUUGGAUUUUCUCUACCAGUAUGUCCUACCUGGUAAUGAGAGAAUAACGACGCUUUUAAAAAGUGAACGAAGGUUCGCCAUUCUGUCAGCUGCUUUGCCUAAUCUGCUGACAUUUGGGGUUCCGUUACCAGACUAUGAGAGGUUCAACAAAUCCAGCAUUAGAUUGAUCCCAAGAGUAAGACCUGCAGCACCAACUGAACCUCCAAAGUUAGAUAAAAGGCUAUUCUAUGAGGUGCUCGAAUUGAACGAACCCAUGAGAUCCACUGCCUGGUUGAGAUCAUGUUUCGAACCAGUUCAAGACGCAGAAGUUACACAAAUAAGUCUUUGGAGAGGUUACGAAUCUGAAUUUUCUCAAGCUGUUAAAGAUUCUGGAAGAAAACUUCUCCCGGCUGUUGAAUUCAUCAAAAACGUCUCGAAUACUUUUGAAAAUGCAUCCGCGAUGGUUAUCACAGACCAGGUUACAAACAAGAAAAGAUUUGUGAUAAAGGGCAUCCAGCCUCGAAGUUAUGCUGUGUCAAUUGCCGAAGGGGAUGCUGCGGCCCAUACUUCUGGAAAACAAGCCGUUACAUUUCUAAGUCCGACAGAUGGCAGCAUACACGAGGCAACUCAAAGUGCUCUUCCUAGCAUUCAAUUUCCCACAAAGUUGUCUGACGUUUCGAAGGCCAGCGCGACCUUCCUUUGCCUAAUAUCUAAUGACAAUGAAGGCUUUGGGUUUAGUUUCUGUAAAAGAGUGAAACCAAUUAUUCUUCAUACCUUGGCUGAUGUUCCACCACUUAACACAGCCCUAGCUGAAUACAUGGACAACAUUCCUGUCAAUUAA
Molecule: messenger RNA, 1746 nt
Organism: Lachancea dasiensis
Lineage: Eukaryota; Fungi; Ascomycota; Saccharomycetes; Saccharomycetales; Saccharomycetaceae
Source: the annotation of a GenBank genome assembly